This is a messenger RNA of Tetrahymena thermophila SB210, 2064 nucleotides long. RefSeq names its product cation channel family protein. The transcript has a single exon. NCBI's taxonomy places the organism in Eukaryota, Ciliophora, Oligohymenophorea, Hymenostomatida, Tetrahymenidae. The record is from RefSeq and is a predicted model, not a curated record. Gene Ontology annotation, molecular function: double-stranded DNA binding. Gene Ontology annotation, biological process: reciprocal meiotic recombination. Gene Ontology annotation, cellular component: nucleus.
AUGACUUUUGAUAAAGAGCAAUAAAUAACGAUCAUGGGGUUAACUGACAACUUUGGUCGUAAUAUUUAUGAUCCUUAAGUGAUUUAGGUCUCAAGUUACAUGACUAGCUUAAAAAAAAUUGAUUAAGGGUCGCAUUAAAUUUCACUAAAUAAAACUAAAUUGGCAGUAAGACCAUGCAACAUCUAGGAUAUAAAAUCAGUCAAACUAAAUGAUCUGUUUAAUAAUCUUCACCUAGAUUAUUUCUUUUGUUUUGAAGAUGGUUAAAAAGUAUACAUAGAAGGGGAUUAUUCAGGUGAUUUUUAUUCUAAAAUAGAUGUCUUUUUUAAAUAGUGUAAAAAUUCUACUUAACCAGGCUCUGUUGUAUGUAAGCCUUAAGAACACAUAGAUUAAGUGACAAAAGAUCUUCAUUUUCUUACUUACAUUGCUGAUAAGAUAAUUGAUCCCUCCAAUUUAGAAAAUCCUUUUGGAUAUCAAAGCAGUUAUAUAGAAACUCAGACAUCAGCUCUUUAAAGCUAGCAAUUUACUGCUUUUUUUGAAAACUACUAUAUUUAAUCUGAUACUGGCUAUUUUUCUAAAUAGAUUAAUUAAAUUUAAGAUUUUUUAUUUGUAUAGUCUUAAUCAAAUUAUGUAUUUAGUGACCCAGGUCUAAUAAUUUAAUUUACUUUGACACCUCAUAGGAAUAAGUAAACUUUAAUGCAAAGAAGGUACAUGAAAUUUUCUGAGCUAAUUGCUCAAUUAGGAGGACUGUUUAAGCUGCUUACAUUAAUCGGAUUUGUAAUAACAUACCCAUUUGCUAAAAUCUACUUGAACAAAGAAAUAGUAAACAGUUUAUUUGAGUUCAAUUUGAAUAGCGAGGGAUAAAAAAUUGAAAAGACUAACUAAAAUAAUUGCCUGUUUGAAACAAAUUUUAUUGAAGCUGGAGAUAAAUAGAAUCAAAAGUAAGUUAAAAUUUGUGAAUAAAUUUAAUAAAUAAAUUAAAACCUUUAGAAGUAAACAAAUAGUGUAAAUUAAAAUAUCGAAAAUAUAUCUUAAUUUGACCAUGUUUUAGAUAAAAGCAACAAUAAAAAUAUACAAAAUUCAUUAUUUCAAAAUUAAGAAAGUGCAAUUGAGUAGCUAACAACGAGUAGUCCUAAUAAUAAAGAAGUUAAUAAAGAAAAUUUCAGGCUUCUAUAACUUACUUAAUUUUCUGAAAUAGAAUCAUAAAAUGUUCCUAAAAAAGUAACUACUCCAAACCAAGCUUUUAGGAGAAACGGAUCAUAAAAAGCUUUCAAAAUGACAAAAAGCAAUUUUAAUCAUCAAGAAGAAAAUAAAAUAACAAAAUAAAACCAAUAAAAAAAAGAAAAUUAGAUUUAAUUAUCCUAUUUUGAAAGAAUAAAAUGUAUUUUGAAUCCUUUAAAGAAAAAGAUUAGCUUAAGUUAUGCAGAAUAUUUUCAGUAUCUAACAUUUAAAUGCUCUAAGUUAUUUGAGUUAAAAAAAUUCUUUAUUUUAGAAGGAAUAGGUAAGGUAUAGAAUAGUUUAGACAUUUAAAAUAUUGUUAAAAAAUUAUAGGAAAUAGAUAGACUUAAAUAAAUAAUAUUAAAUGAAGAUUAGUUAAAACUUUUUGAAAUCAUGCCUUAACCUAUUUUAAAUAGUUAAACUGAGUAAAGUAAAACAAAGAAUUAAGAUUAACAUAAAACUAAUUUCUAAUAAGAAGAAAGGACAAGUAGCGCUUAUAAUAGCUUGAUUAAAAUGGUCAAUUAGCCAUUUCUAUCAAAAAAAGAUUUUUAAAUAAUUAACCUGCUAGAUGAAUAAAUAUAUAAAGCUCUUAGAAACUCUUAACAGGAUAUCAAUUCGUUAAAAAGUUAAAAUAAAAAUGUUUUCAUCAACGAUUAUGUAAAUGAAAAUAAAAGCAUUAACUUAAUAAAUUUAGGAGUCAGUAAUGCCUAUACUGACAAAUUUAAGAAUCAAAUAUUUGAUAAUUUUCUUAAAAACGAAGAUGUCCCAGAAGAAUGCUUAUAAAAAUUAAAUGAUUCAUACUUUCAUAAACAAAAAAAAAAAAAUUAAAAUUAAUUGAAUUUGUUUUGA